UUGCACCACUCUUUGCAAGAAAAUCUAAAAAAUCCAAUCAAAAUUGUCAUUAAAAAUUUAAAUCUGUGUCUUACUAUUGACUGAACUUGUUCGUGUUUGUGUGUCUGUGUCGCUACGAUGAAAAAUAAUAGACGAAUUUCCAGGGAAUGGCGUCAAAAAAUUGAAUCAUGGCUGCAAGCCAACGAACAAGAUGAAAAACAUGGCGAUGAACAUAAACGACGCACCAGACGACUAACCGGAAAUCGACGUUCAUUUGAAAAUGAUUCAGCAGAAAAUGAGCGUAGUAAAUUGGAUCCAUUGCCCGAAGAAAAAGCCGCAGUAACAACAACGCCACCGCAAGCAAAUGAGCCAUACAAACGUGUCUACCCCGAUUGGAAGCCAACCACAUCAUCUGUUGAAAGAGGUGAUUCGGAGUCAACACAAGAUUUAAUGUCCAAAGAAAAAGAUGACACCUCAUCUCGGCCGGAAAAAAUGCGUGCAUCCCAAUCGUCAACGAGUUUAUCGUCAAGUGCAACACCAUUGCAAUCAAUAAUGGAAGAGGAUCGUCGCACAAGUCAAGAUAUUCCAUUGAAAAUAAACGUCCGUCGUCCGUCAGAAGUGAAUGAAUAUGAGCCCGUCUAUCAAAAACAUACCAGUCCAGUUGGAAUCACCAGUGAUUCACAUUCGAUUUACAUACGUCCAUCGGUUUCCAAUAAAAAAUCAACAGCCACAUCGCCCGAACGUCGAGAAAGUAUCACAAAGUGCCAUUCACAAGACGCCGAAACGCCCGAACCGUUAAGCAAUAAAAUUGAAAUUGAUUCGGAUAAUAUCGAAACGCCGCCCGUUGUUCGAAAGAAUAUAAUGAGCGAUGAUAAAUCGAGUAUGGUAUCUUCAGUGAAGAAAUUACAAGCACCACGUCCAUUGCAUCAGCGAACAAUUGACGAAUCGAAAGCAAACGAAAGCGUCGAAAAUAAACCAAAUGAAACUGAAGUGCUUGGAGAUGGUCAUUUCGAUCGACAUUCAUCGGCACGCCGUACAAGACGCUAUCGCCGACCAACAGAUCACAGUAGUGGUGCCGAAGAUCGAAAUGAUUCCAGUCCUGAAACAGUGCCAGCCACAACUCCAGUAUUUCCCCCCGCUUCAAGUGCUCUGUACAGCACAAGUGCCGAACAUGAUGUCACUGCCAAUAGCAAAGACGAUGUAUCACCGGAUCGAGGUGAAGAUAUGCUAUUAAAAUCAAAAUCAAUGGACAUUCUAUCACGAAUCGGUAAACAUGGUCGAAACAUGAGUUCGAUCAAUCAAGAAGCAGUUCGUGAAGCGAUUCGCAAAUUAAAAUCACCAACCGAAACACCCGAACGCAUUUGGAGUCCACCGCGUGAAAUUGUUGUCACACCAAAAGAUCGAAUUAUCCCAUCGAAGGUCAUCAAUCAUGAAUUGAACGAUGAAGGUUUCGAAGAGACACAAAGUUGUCAGAGCCUAGUAUCCGAUGGAAAAGAUAGCACAUCAUCGUGUAAUGAACCAGCCGAUCAUUCACAAUCACAUCUAACCGCAUCAUUGAGUCCAAAUCAAUCGAAAUCGAAAUCGAAAUCAGUUGUUAAAUCGUUAAUAGAACGCAAUCGUCAAAGUUUAGAACGUAGUCGAUCAUUGCGUGCGGUUGCAACACCACAUUCACGAACCAGCAUCAUUCCAAAGAGAACGAAUUCAUUGCGUCGAAAUAUUGACACCGGUGCCAUAUCGGCCAAUCGACAAGACGUCGAACGAAGUGGUUCACGCACCAGUCUACGCAGUUCACGUUCAUCGCUCAAUAGUUCAGCUUCGAUAAAUACCGUACGAAAUAUGGGACUUAAACCAACGACAACACAAUCACCAUCGGCAACAGCAAGACAUUUAUCAAAUUCGGCCACGGAAAAAACAUCGUUGCGAAAAAAAUUGGCACAACAACAAAGUAACCCAUCGUCAAAUACACAAAAGGCCACACUCAAAGGAAGCAAUAGUUUAAAUUCAUAUUUAAGAACGCCGGCCAGUCGAAGUUCGAGCAGUGGUUCAAGCAUUGGCGGUCCAUCAUCGUCACGUCAAUCGUAUACAAAGACUUCUAGUUCAAAUUCGGCAACACCGCCCAUAUCAAAUUCACCGCAACGGCCAGCAUUUCGUAACACCGUUUCCGUAUCAAAUCAUUUAUCAACAUCGUCAUCACAAUCAAACAGUCAAAAAAGCGCAAACGCAAUACGUUCUAGUUCAAAAUUAAAUAAUUUAAAGGGCAUUGCAUCAAAAACGUCAAAUCGAGUGAGCAGUUUUAUGCGACCAACCACUUCCAGUGCAACUAAAGUCAAUUCACCAAGCAAUCGCAGCAAAUAAACAACGGUUUUUCUAUAUUUUUGAUU
Molecule: messenger RNA, 2360 nt
Organism: Contarinia nasturtii (swede midge)
Lineage: Eukaryota; Metazoa; Arthropoda; Insecta; Diptera; Cecidomyiidae
Product: serine/arginine repetitive matrix protein 2-like
Exons: 2
Coding region: 118-2334 (738 amino acids)
Source: RefSeq, a predicted model, not a curated record